AUGUCGCAAGACCAUAGACAACUUACAUCAGAUAUUGUCUCUCACUGCAUCAGGGAUCUGGUUAACACCAACCCAUCAAUAAAGGUAAAGCUCAUAAUCUCUCAUAUUACAGGAAAGUAUGGUUAUAAUAUAUCGUACAGGAAAGCGUGGAUUGCAAAGGCUUUUCAACCAUGCAUCCAUGGUUUUGCUUAUUGCAAGCCAAUUGUUCAAGUCGGCGGAACAUGGUUGUAUGGAAGGUACAGAGGGACCUUGUUGAUGGAUGUGGCGCAGGAUGGGAAUGGUAACAUUUUUCCAAUUGCUUUCGCUAUUGUCGAGGGUGAAACCAAGGAUGCUUGGAGUUUUUUCCUUCGCAAUCUAAGAAACCACGUGACACCCCAACCCAAUCUAUGCCUAAUAUCAGACAUACAUCCAUCGAUUAAAAGUUCCUAUGAUGAUCCUGCAAAUGGAUGGCAAAAUCCUCCAUCUUCACAUGUCUACUGCAUUAGGAUAUGCAUUGACGGAGUCAACGUACAAUACUAUAGAACCGAAAUUCGUCAGACAUAUAAAGAUGCUUUGGAGUGGAUUGAAAAUAUCCCCAGGGAGAAGUGGGCAAGGGCCUUUGAUAAAGGGCAACAAUGGGGACACAUGACGACUAUCCUUGCAGAAGCAAUGAACUCUGUGCUAAAGGCAACCAAAAACCUUCCAGUAGCUUCUUUGGUAUCAGCCAUAUAUUUUCGGAUGGGAGCAUUAUUUGGUCAACGUGGACAUGAAUGGACAAAGAGGUUGACAUCAGGCCAAACUUUUUCAGACAAGUGUAUCAAGGGGAUGGCUGAAGAAGUCAACAAAGCAAGCAGUCAUAAUGUUUAUCAGUUUGACCGGGAGAGAUUCUAUUUUAUGGUGGCCGAAAGAAUAAACCGCAACGAUGGUCGAUCAACUAGUACUUACGGUGUUGAUCUACGAAAAAGAACCUGUGAUUGCGGAAAAUUUCAAGCGUUUCAUUUGCCUUGCUCACAUGUGAUUGCAGCAUGUGAAAGUAUAAGCCAAGACUACACCAUUCACAUACCCGACAUGUUCAAGAUUCAGCAUGUUUUUAAAGUCUACCAACAAAGCUUCCAGAUCCUCCCACAUCAAGACAAUUGGCCGCAAUAUAGAGGAGCUACUCUUUGUCAUGACGAAACUAUGCGUAGGAAAAAAAGAGGUCGCCCAAAUAGUACUCGGAUUAGAACCGAAAUGGACGACGUGGAAAAGGAAAAGAGAAUGUGUGGGAUAUGCCGUGAAGUAGGCCAUAUCCGAAGUAAAUGUCCAAAUGUAGCAGGCCCGUCUAAUAGGUCUUAA
Messenger RNA from Vicia villosa (hairy vetch), 1314 nucleotides. RefSeq lists its product as uncharacterized. Lineage: Eukaryota; Viridiplantae; Streptophyta; Magnoliopsida; Fabales; Fabaceae. The coding region runs from base 1 to 1314 and encodes 437 amino acids. Gene Ontology annotation, molecular function: nucleic acid binding; zinc ion binding. The record is from RefSeq and is a predicted model, not a curated record. The transcript is spliced from 3 exons.